Populus trichocarpa (black cottonwood) is the source of this 948-nucleotide messenger RNA. RefSeq lists its product as uncharacterized. NCBI's taxonomy places the organism in Eukaryota, Viridiplantae, Streptophyta, Magnoliopsida, Malpighiales, Salicaceae. The record is from RefSeq and is a predicted model, not a curated record. The transcript is spliced from 2 exons. Bases 136 to 666 code for a protein of 176 amino acids.
AGACGAAAUCCACAGACAUGAUACAACUCUCCAGGCCCCCAACAUCCUUGGAAACACAACGCCUCUUUUUCUUCAAAGAAACCUCCAUCUUCUCACUCCCCUUAAUCCAAAACCCAUCAAGGGAAACUAAAAUUCAUGGCUAAUUCUCAUCUGGGUAUCACUCUUUUAUCUCUAAUUCUCUUCUUUUCUCUCUCAAAAACCACUCUUUCACAAGACCCUCCUCGUUCGGUCUUUGAAAUCUUGCCAAAAUUUGGCCUCCCAAGUGGUCUAUUACCUAACACAGUUAAAAGUUACAGCCUUUCUGAUGAUGGUAACUUUACUGUCUAUCUAGAGAAGGAAUGUUAUGUUGAAUUUGAUUACUUGGUCUAUUAUGAGAAGAAAAUAACUGGGAAAUUGGGUUACGGGUCUAUCACAGAUUUGAAGGGGAUUCAGGUUCAAAAGUUCUUUCUUUGGCUCGAUGUUGAUGAGAUCAAGGUUGAUUUACCACCGUCUGAUUCGAUUUAUUUUCAAGUUGGGUGGAUUAAUAAGAAGCUUGAUGCUGAUCAGUUUAAGACCGUACAUUCUUGCCGUGCUGGUGUCUCCUCUGGGUCUUGUCGUGGACUGUGGAAGCAGUUUCUCGAGCUCCCAGCUCCAGAUGACGACGUUCAGAUGCUCCUCACCGAGUAGAUACAACCAGCCCUUCUGCUGUAUGGAAAUGUAGCUGAGGGAGCUCGAUAUCCAAGUAAUUAGCGUUCUAGUUUUAGUGUUUUAUCUCUCAACUCACAACCUUGAGUCUGGCAGAGUCUUAUGUAAACUAGCUGUGGAGUAUCCCUCCUCUUAUUGAGCUUUAUGAACAUCAAUAAGAAGAGAAUGUUGUAUGUAUAUAUGUACCUGGACAAGUACCAAAUGUAACAUCAAGUGUCUGAACCGUGCCUAUUGGAAGUAGUAAGAAGGAACUACUUUAGAUUA